This is a messenger RNA of Prorocentrum cordatum, 1539 nucleotides long. NCBI's taxonomy places the organism in Eukaryota, Dinophyceae, Prorocentrales, Prorocentraceae. The record is from the annotation of a GenBank genome assembly.
GGGGAAUCAUCGCAACGUGGACCGCAAGGAGGCCGCGAAGAGGAAGGGCAGAAACUUCUUGGAAGACAACAUUUGCAAGCACUACUUGUUGGGCUUCUGUCCUCAGCACGAGGACCUGUUUCACAGCACGAAGAGGGACAUCGGCAAGUGCCAGAAGGUCCACUCCGAGGCUAUGAAGACGGAGUUCGAGAACCACCCAGACCACAAGAAGUAUAGGGCCCAGUACGAAGAGCGGCUAAGGCACUACCUGGACGAGCUCGUCCGGAGUGCGGAGGAGUGGGCGAGUAAGGAGCGGAGGAACAUCAAGGCGGAGAACCUCGCCAUAGAGGCCGCUGGCCCCACUGAGCUGGCGAAGGCGGAGAUCAAAGCGAUGAAGGAUGCCGCCCAGACUCUGCUGGAAGAUGCAGAGAAGCUGGCCGAGUCCUCGAGGCUGGAGGAGGCCAAGAAGAAGACAGACGAGGCCAAGGACUUCCAGCAAAAGGCCCAGGAGUACGAGGAGAAUGCCGUGAAGCUACGCACCGAGGACGUUUGCGACGUCUGCGGCUCCCGCAUGGAAAGCGGCGAUCCCCAGUUCGCCAAGUUCAGGCAUAUCGAUGGCAAGAUCCACGUGGGUUUCCUCAAGAUCCGCGAGUUCUUGGAUGGACUCAAGAAGAGGCGGGGUGGCCGCCGUGCUGCGCGAAGGACUUGGGAUCCGGGGGCAGAAGCCGCAGCUACCGGAGGAGGAGCCGCAGCGACCGGAGGAGGGGCCCUGCGUGUGUUGGCGCCCGAGAAGGCGACAGAGAUAGAGGAGGCGAUCAGGAGAGGGAAAGAUACCAGAAAGAUCGCGACGGCGGCCCUCACGGCGAAAGAGACAGAGGAGGUGACCAGGAGAGAGAGGGACACCGGAGAGACCGCACCGUCGACCUGCACGGCGACAGAGACAGAGCAGGCGACCGGAAGAGGGACCUGUUACGGAAAGACCCCGACGUCGGCCUUUUGGGCGACAACAGGAACAGAGGAGGCGACCAGGAGAAGGAAAGAUUGCGGAAAGACCGCGACGGCGGCACGCAUAGCGAAAGAGACAGAAAAGGCGACCAGGACAGGGAAAGAUGCCGGAGAGACCGCGACGUCGGCUCAGCCGGCGAAACAGACAGAGGAGGCGACCAGGAGAGAGAACGAUUUCGGAGGGACCGCGAAAUCGUAGAGCGCCGCGGCCGCCGGGAGGAGCGCGAUCACCGUGAUGAGCGCGAGGCAAGGCGCCGCGAGGGCCGUGACUGCCGAGAACAGCGAAGACGAGGCUCGAGGGCGGAUGCCCACUAGUCUGACAAUGGCUGUCGCCCGUUCCCCUCUUCACCCUCAUUUCUCCUCCCUCCUCCUUCUUGCCUCCUUCUUGCUUCCUCCUGUUCCUCCUCCUGCUCCUGCUUCCCUCCGCUUCCGGGGACCCACACGAGUUCUUGUCCUCUACGCAGCGCAACAGCAGCAGCGGCAGCAGCGGCUGCGGCAAUGGGUGCAGCUGCAGCAGCAGUCAGCAGCAAGGAGUGGAUCAGAAGCUAAGGUCAC